UUGAUACCUUGGUGGUUCAAGAAAAUUGAGAAAUCGGACGGGCAAGAUAAUAGUUAGACCACGAUCGGGUCCAUUCAUCCGCUGCUCUAGGAUUGUCUUUCAGUCACAAGACUCAUCACACCUCAACAUAGUUCUAACUUCAGCGGGAAAGGGAGAGGUCAUACCGUCGUAGAAAGAUUUCAAUCUCCGCAUCUUCUGUAUUUGUUUUACCAUUUUUUCCUAAAAAUUGACAACAAAGAGAACCCUAGAAGAUGUCUCACGAUAGACACUCUUUGUCUACUUCUAUAACUCCCGAAGAAAGCAAUCUCAGUUUCAAUUCAAUUAGCUGGGACUUCAUGAUUUUAAAGAUGUAGUUCAUGAAUUUGAAGAAUUCACCCUAAUAAAGACAAUGCCACAAGGAGAUCGUCAGAAUUGGUCACCUGUUUGUUGACAUAUUGCAUGAGGCCCCUUUAUAUGGUCAUCGCAGGUUAUGCUGUUGUGGCUGUUGCAGCUCCAUGGAUAUUUCUCCCCAUACAGAAGUUGGUCCCGCCAUUGCUUUGCAGUUGUAAUGCUGCUCUUUUGAUUGUUACAGGAAUUUUUCAACAGUAUUUGGUUUAUCAAGUUCAAAAGGUGCGCUUGCAGGGUUACUAUGUUUUCAGCCAGAAGUUGAAGCACAUUAUUCGCCUUCCUUUUUCCACUGUUGCAUAUGGAACCGCUGCGAUGCUACUUGUCAUGGUUUGGCAACCCCACAUCAAUGUCCUUACUUUGUCAGCUCUAUUAAGGAUAAUUAUGUUUAUUGAAGUCAUAUGUGCUGGAUCUUUUAUGAGCAUCUACAUUGGGUGUGUCCACCAGUACAAUUCAUUGAACUCUCAACCUGAUGUCUUGAAAUCAUUGUAUUCUGCUCUUCAACCAUCAAGUUCUUUGGAAGAGUUAAGGUAUCAUGAUGGUGGUCGACUCUCUGAUCAACAAAUGGCUUUGUUGCAAUAUCAACGGGAAAAUCUUCAUUACUUGAGUGAAGAGAUUCUUCGCCUACAAGAAUGCUUAAGCAAGUAUGAACGCUCUAAUGAUGGAAGCACACCACAGGUUGAUCUUGCCCAUCUAUUAGCAGCUCGUGAUCAGGAACUACGAGCACUAUCUGCUGAGAUGAAUCAAGUGCAAUCAGAGCUACUACUUGCUCGUAAUCUGCUUGCUGAGAGGGAUUCUGAGAUCCAACAAAUUCGCACCACCAACAAUCAGUAUGUUGAGGAGAAUGAAAGGCUUAGAGCUAUUCUGGGUGAAUGGAGUGCUCGAGCAGCAAAGCUUGAACGUGCAUUAGAGGCAGAGCGAAUGUCAAAUUUGGAUUUGCAAAAGAAGAUAUCAAAGCUAAGAGACCAACCAACUGAAUCAACCAAAAAUAGAGGUUAAGCACUUCGGGUUGAAGUAAACGAAUCUGUUGUGCCUUUGUUUGUACAGUUCUCUUCUUUCUUUUCUUUCCCUCAUUUUUCAGUGUUUAAAGAAACAAGAAAUUCACACUAGCGUUCUCAUAAAUGGUAGAGAAAUAGAUGUAAAAAUCAUGAAAUUAUUUUCUUAUUUGCAGAACAUCAAAAUUUCCAUUUUUCC
Messenger RNA from Nelumbo nucifera (sacred lotus), 1578 nucleotides. NCBI's taxonomy places the organism in Eukaryota, Viridiplantae, Streptophyta, Magnoliopsida, Proteales, Nelumbonaceae. The record is from RefSeq and is a predicted model, not a curated record.